AUGUCGUCCGGUAUUGAGCAGAAAAAAACCGAAGGAGAGGCUGGAGUCAAGUCCGAGGGUGAGGCCCAUGUCGCGCACAACGAGAAGCUCGACCACAAUCAGGUCUUGACCAACAAGGAUCUCAUGAACGAAGCUAUUGAUGGAGAGAACAAGGAGCAUGAGCAAGGAGUCUGGGAAGCAGCGAAAUCGCACCCAUUGGCUUGCAUGUGGGCCUUCAUCUUUUGCUUCACCAUCGUGAUGGAGUCCUUCGACAUGUUCCUGAACACCAACUUCGUCGCCCUGCCCUAUUUCAAAAAGCAGUUUGGCGUCUUGAUUGGUGCCAAUGAAUACUCCAUCCCCACCCGGUGGCAAAGUGCCCUCUUCCAGUCCGGUCAAUGUGGUGCCUUUAUUGGCGUCUUUGCAGCCGGUCCAAUUACCAAUCGCUUUGGAUACCGCUGGACGACCAUUUUUGCAUUGAUCUUUAUGAAUGCUACUAUUUUCAUAUCCUUCUUUUCGACUUCUCUCGGUAUGUUGGUUGCAGGACAAUUCCUGGAGGGUAUUCCCUGGGGGUUCUUCAUCAGCAACUCUCCAGCCUAUGCCAGUGAGAUCGUGCCUCUUGCCCUCCGAGGUGCUUGCACGGCGACUCUGCAAAUGAGCUGGUCGAUCGGUGGGAUUAUUGUUGCGGCUGCCAGUUAUGGCUACAACAAUCGCAACGAUGAGUGGUCUUGGCGAGUGCCCACUGCCUUGCAAUGGAUCUUCCCAACACCACUUUUGAUACUGAUCUUUUUAGCCCCCGAGUCGCCCUGGUGGCUCAUCCGUCGUGGACGCAAGGCAGAGGCACUUCGAUCUAUCGAGCGUCUAGGUGACAAAGGCGAAAGGUCCCAUAAAACCUUGGCUAUGAUUGAGCGAACCGUCGAGUUGGAGGCUGAGAUGGGUGGCAGCCCGACUCUCCUGGAUCUCCUCAAGGGGACAGACCUCCGGCGAACAGUCAUCAUCUGUAUGAUGUAUGCUUCGCAGAACUUUGCCGGAAACCUCAUAGCCAAUCAGGCUACGUACUUCUUUGAGCAGGCUGGUAUAUCGCCGGACAAAUCAUUCCAAUUGAACCUCAUCAAUUCGUGUCUUCAAUUUGUCGCAAACGCUCUGUCGUGGCCGCUGAGCGCCUGGUUCGGUCGCCGCACUAUAUACCUCUGGGGAACCGCAAUUAAUGUUACAUUCCUGUUUAUUCUUGCUAUUUGUGGCUCGGUUCAUCAAACUCAUCAGACUAGCUACGCUCAGGCAUGUCUAGGGGUCAUUAUCUCGUUCGUGUACGCUGGCGCCAUGGGCCCCAUUACCUACACCAUUAUUGCCGAAACCUCGGCUGUCCGCCUUCGUGCCCUGAGCACUGGUGUUGGCCGUGCUGCUUACUAUGUUGCUGAGAUCCCUAUGAUCUUCUUAGCCUCGCAAAUGCUCAACCAGACCGGAUGGAACCUUGCUGGAAAGUGUGGCUAUGUCUGGGGUAGUACCGCGAUUGUUUGCUGGAUCUUGGCAUACUUCUUCUUGCCGGAGCUGAAGAACCGCUCGUACCGUGAGAUUGAUAUCUUGUUCAAUCGUAAGGUUCCAGCCCGCCAGUUCAAGGAGACUCAUAUCGAUGUUACCGAGAACGAGUAA
Penicillium subrubescens is the source of this 1626-nucleotide messenger RNA. RefSeq lists its product as uncharacterized. Gene Ontology annotation, biological process: carbohydrate transport; transmembrane transport. The record is from RefSeq and is a predicted model, not a curated record. Bases 1 to 1626 code for a protein of 541 amino acids. Gene Ontology annotation, cellular component: membrane. Gene Ontology annotation, molecular function: carbohydrate:proton symporter activity. The transcript is spliced from 2 exons. Lineage: Eukaryota; Fungi; Ascomycota; Eurotiomycetes; Eurotiales; Aspergillaceae.